Entelurus aequoreus (snake pipefish) is the source of this 4931-nucleotide messenger RNA. Its product is annotated as potassium voltage-gated channel subfamily B member 1-like. The transcript is spliced from 4 exons. Gene Ontology annotation, molecular function: protein binding; delayed rectifier potassium channel activity. Gene Ontology annotation, cellular component: membrane; voltage-gated potassium channel complex. Gene Ontology annotation, biological process: protein homooligomerization; potassium ion transmembrane transport. Bases 472 to 2754 code for a protein of 760 amino acids. NCBI's taxonomy places the organism in Eukaryota, Metazoa, Chordata, Actinopteri, Syngnathiformes, Syngnathidae. The record is from RefSeq and is a predicted model, not a curated record.
CCUACUGGAUGGAGAACACUCUGCGGUCCUGAGGAGGAGGAACCGAACCCAAGUCUUCACCGACUGGGUCUACUUGUUGAUUCACCAGGAGAGGAGGAGGAGGGAUGCACACUUGACGUGACGUGUCUGUCGGGGGAAAAAAUAAUCAGAAAAAAAGAGCUCCAUUGCUCUCCAGAUCCACGCUGCUCAUGAUGCCUUCAUCACAGCCUCAAAUCCAGACGGUUUGGCAGCUUUUUGACACGGGUGACACCGGAAGGGAGAUGCUGCACGAUAGCUUGUGUCUGAUAUAACUCCAGGAAAACAUUCAAUGGGCAGGGAUGGACUUCAAGCCAAGCAAGUCACGCAGCAUCUCCAUCAUAAAAGGCCAACUAACAGAAGGAGAAGAGUGCAGACCCCGAUGAGGUCCCCCAAAAGACCAUGUCUUCUUAACCCCGACCGCACCGCACCUACAUUCUUUGGUACAAGUGAAAGAUGAUCCAAACGGUGUCCAGGUCGGACAGCACGUUGCUGCCAGACGCCAUGGACAUCAUCCGGAGCAAGCACACCCGCCGAGUGAGGCUCAACGUGGGGGGUCUCCUCCAUGAGGUCCUGUGGAGGACCCUGGACCGGCUGCCCCGCACCAGACUGGGCAAGCUGUGGGACUGCAACACCCACGACUCCAUCAUGGAGAUAUGUGACGACUACAGCCUGGACUGCAACGAGUACUUCUUCGACAGACACCCCGGCGCCUUCACGUCCAUCCUCAACUUCUAUCGCACGGGGAAGCUGCACAUGAUGGAGGAGAUGUGCGCCCUGUCCUUCAGCCAGGAGCUGGACUUCUGGGGCAUCGACGAGAUCUACCUGGAGUCCUGCUGCCAGGCCCGCUACCACCAGAAGAAGGAGCAGAUGAACGAGGAGCUCAAGAGGGAGGCGGAGAACAUGAGGGAGAGGGAAGGCGAGGAGUUUACCACCACGUGCUGCUCGGAGAAGAGGAAGAAACUUUGGGAUCUCUUGGAGAAACCCAGCUCCUCGUUUGCUGCCAAGAUCCUGGCAAUCAUCUCCAUCCUCUUCAUCGUGUUGUCCACCAUCGCCUUGUCCCUCAACACUCUUCCAGAGCUGCAGGACACGGAUGAGUUCGGUCACCCCACAGACAACCCCCAGCUGGCCCACGUGGAGGCCGUCUGCAUCGCCUGGUUCACCAUGGAGUACCUGCUCCGCUUCCUCUCCUCGCCCAACAAGUGGAAGUUCUUCAAGGGUCCGCUGAACGUCAUCGACCUGCUGGCCAUCUUGCCCUACUACGUCACCAUCUUUCUGACAGAAUCCAACAAGAGCGUGCUGCAGUUCCAGAACGUCCGACGUGUGGUUCAGAUUUUCAGGAUCAUGCGGAUCCUGCGUAUUUUGAAGCUGGCUCGUCACUCCACGGGUCUUCAGUCUCUGGGAUUUACCCUCCGUCGGAGCUACAACGAGCUGGGACUGCUUAUUCUUUUCCUGGCCAUGGGUAUCAUGAUCUUCUCCAGUCUUGUGUUUUUUGCCGAAAAGGAUGAGGAGGACACCAAGUUUAAAAGCAUUCCUGCGUCAUUCUGGUGGGCAACCAUUACAAUGACCACAGUAGGCUAUGGAGAUAUUUACCCCAAAACCCUGCUGGGAAAGAUCAUAGGGGGGUUGUGCUGCAUCGCCGGGGUGCUGGUGAUCGCCCUGCCAAUCCCAAUCAUCGUUAACAACUUCUCGGAGUUCUACAAAGAACAAAAGAGGCAGGAGAAAGCCAUCAAACGGAGGGAAGCUCUGGAGAGGGCCAAGAGAAAUGGCAGCAUCAUCUCCAUGAACAUGAAGGACGCCUUUGGACGCAGCAUGAAUCUGAUGGACGUCACUGUGGACAAAACGGAAGCUGAGAAAAUGGUGCAAGUCAAUCAUGUGACUCAAACGCCUCACAAAGGGGAUACUCAACUCCAGUCUGAGCUGAGCCCCAGCAAGCAGAACCUGGAAUCAAGCCACCAGGAGCAAGCCAAGCCUUCAGGCAACCCUCAGCACCUCAGUGCUAAGACACUGGAGGAGAUGUACGACAAGAUGGCCAAGACUAGAUCGCAGCCGGACCUCAACAGCAAGGACAAAUGUAAAGCUGGGAGGCAGAGAGCUGAGUUUGAGAUGGGAGUCGUGAUGGAUGUGAGGAGCAUGUCCAGUAUCGAUAGCUUCAUCAGCUGCGCCACUGACUUCCCUGAAGGUUCUCGCUUCUCCUAUUGCCAUAAUCCCGCCAGGGUCAGAACCUACCCAAGUCUGGAGCCCACCUUGGAGAACGACAAUGAGGAAAUCACCACAUCGCUGACAGGACAUAGCUCCGAGGGUCUGCAUUGUAGCAAUCCACCCAAAGCCCACUCCAUGAGGGUUGGCAGGUAUUCAGGGACAGGGGUCCUCUCAGAUGUUGCCUCAUUGCAGAGUCCAGAGGUGUCAGUUUACAUGACCGCAAGAAGCAGGACCCCCAGCAAGAGCCCAGAGAAUUUACCUCCAAACAUCUUCACGUUCCACCACGCAUCCAUCAACAAGUUCAUCGACGCCGACACAGAUGAGGAAGAGCACCUGCACGACGGUUCAAGGAUCAGCCCGGUGCAGAGACUCCUAGGAAGGGUCAGUCCCAGGUUUGGCCACCAGGGGGCCAACCACUCAGAGGGCUUCCAGAGAAAGCUGGGGAAUAGCAGGAUGCCGCUAGACGGGCAGGAGAACCACGUGGCUCAGGAAGUACAGUCGCUUCAGGGAGACAAGAGUUAUUCCAAAACACAUUAAAAGACACGUGGAUGAUGGCGGAGCUUUUUGUGUUCUGAUUUCUUCCACAUAAACUCUUUGAGCUGACGCCACAGGUUCCAAAGUUUUUGUGAGAAUUUAGUGGGAUUUGGUACAAAAUACACUGUAAAUAGUUGGGAGAGUGACAGUUUUACUUGAAAAUGAUAGAAAUAAUCGAACAUAAUCUGAACCCCAAAAUCUUACAUACAAUCCUAAAAUGUGUCCUCAAAUCCAUAAAUCCGGUAAAGGAAACAUUAUGGAACAAACUUAAGUAGUAAAUGUAGAUUGGACCUACCUAGCCUCAGACGAGAGCUGUCCUAAAUCUGUGAGCAUGAACUGAUAAAGCCUGUUCGGAUGAGGUGACACGUUAUCUAAGACAAUCUGAACAGUCCAUUAAGUUGCAAUCUAUUCAAUGCCCGGAGAAGUAAGGAAAGUAAUCGCUUUUGGCCUUAAAAUUGCUAUAUUUUUUCACAAUAGCAAAAAUGCUAGUAAGACACAUUUUCACCCUUUCAAUUAUUUUGUUUAUCCCAAGAAAAAAUUGUGUUGCCAUAUUUUAUGCAUUUUUUUCAAAACCAUUCAAAGCCAUUUUUAAAUGUAGUAGCGCUGAAAAGGGGAAGAUAUAAACAAUGAUGCUAGGACGUUUACCAGUGGUAGCCUCAUUAAGGUUUUUACAAAUUAAUUAACACUAUAUACAUGUAAACAAAAGAAACUCAUCACACAUGCUAACUUGUAAUAACAGUCUGUCGUAAAUAUAGUUUCUGUUUAUAGCCACAAAUGAACUUAAAUCAAUUUGAUCCGUGCUACAACUACAAUAGCUACAGUAGCAUUUACCUUGGGGAAUAGACUUUUGUAAGUGUCUGCUACGGGUGGCUUCCCUGUUGUGUAACAAUAUGAACUAGGAAAAUCGUUCACAGUAUGUGCAUGACAACAAGUGAAAUGCACAGUGCAUUCGGAAAGUAUUCACAGCGCUUCACAUUUUCCACAUUUUGUUAUGUUACAGCCUUAUUCCAAAAAGGAAUACAUUCACUUGUGUCUUAAAAAUUCUACAGACAAUACCCCAUUAUGACCAUGUGAAAGGUUUGUUUUUAUUGUUUAAUUUGGCAAAUGUAUUAAACAUUUUAAGAAUACAAAAUAACAUUCACAGCAUUUGCUUAUUACUUUGUUGAUGCACAUUUGGCAGAAAUUACAGUGAUGUGUAUUUCUGGUCUUCUUAUCCUCGUCCAGACAUAAGGGCGACAUGGCAUUGUGGUUGGAUCAAAAGAGACGUCGGAGACGCUUUACUGAACCAAAAGUUGCUUUAUUACAAGCGAGCGUCAUUAUACAGGACUGCAGUUCCUGGAGGAGGUCAGGUCAAGCAAAUGGAGACGCCAAACCAUCAGUUCUUAUAUUCUUCCUUCCUGUGUCUGUGUGUGUGCUAAGUCAGGAGAGCGUAAUCUGACCUUAAAAGGAGAAGUGGGUGUGUAAGUGUCUGAAAAACAACUGCUCUAAGUCAUAACCUAAAUGUUUGGCGUUGAGCUGAACAUGUAGUCUCUUCUCAAGGAUAGGGCUAUCACUUUUGCAUUCCAAAGUCCCAAUUAGGGCCUCUUUUCUAUGAGAAGUGAUCCAAUCCACCUGCGAAUGUCAAACUAAGGCGCCUUAUCUUAUUAUGUGCUCAAACUGAAAUGCUACUAUUUAAUUAAACUUGGUGGUUUGCUUUUUCCAAGAUGAAUAUAAACAUUCACCAUAUGCAAAACAUAAUAUGAGUUAAUGAAUUCACUUCAACAGCCUAAAGUAUUUUUAAUACGACGCCACAAGCUUGGCACACCUAUCUUUGUGCAGUUUCGCCCAUUCUUCUUUGCAGCACCUCUCAAGCUCCAUUCAUGAUGUCUCUGUACAUUCUGCAUUAAUCGUUCCCUCUAUCCUGACUAGUCUCCCAGUUCUUGCAGCUAAAAACAUCCCUACAGCAUGAUGCUGCUACCACCAUUCUUCACUGUAGGGAUGGUAUUGGCCUGGUGAUGAGCGAUGCCUGGUUUCCUCCAAAUAUAAAUGCAACUGGCUGCUUGACUUCCUCACAGACUUCCUCUGUCUGGACUGGAGCCUGCAGUGCCUCAGACUGGAAGUCUCUGCAGAGAGUGGUGAGGACGGCGGAAAAGAUCAUCAGGACUCCUCUUCCUCCUAUCCAGGAGAUCGCAAAAAACCGC